Messenger RNA from Ilyonectria robusta, 970 nucleotides. Its product is annotated as NUDIX hydrolase domain-like protein. The transcript has a single exon. NCBI's taxonomy places the organism in Eukaryota, Fungi, Ascomycota, Sordariomycetes, Hypocreales, Nectriaceae. Bases 62 to 679 code for a protein of 205 amino acids. The record is from RefSeq and is a predicted model, not a curated record.
CAAAUCUUCAAAUAUUCCCUCAUCAUUCUAAGAACAUCACUCAAAACAAAUCAGAUUCACAAUGGCAGAAGCACCACCAACCGUUCAAUCUGCGCCGCAGUUCAACUUCACCUUUGAUGAUUCGGUCUCUGAGUGGAACAUUCGCGGCCCUCAGUGGCUGAAGGACAACGAAAAGACAUGGGAUGGUGUCGCCUCGGGCGCUCUCGUCUUCGACGACCAGGACCGCAUCCUCCUCCUCCAGCGCGCCCCCGACGAUAGCAUGCCUAACCGCUGGGAGAUCCCCGGCGGCGCCGUUGACGACGACGAUCCCAGCGUCCUCUACGGCUGUGCGCGCGAGUUGCGGGAGGAGGCUGGGCUGGUUCUACGACACAUUAAGCACGUCAUCCCCGACGGCGCAAACGGCAAGCCCGGUGCCGUGUUCACAAACCGUACCGGGAAGCGCUUUUUCUGCAAGUUCUCCUUCGAGGUCGACGUGGCCGAUACGGGAUCGGUGAAGCUGGAUCCCAACGAGCACCAGGACUUUGUCUGGGCGACGGAAGAAGAGGUGACGAACCAGGCAAUCGGCGAGCGCAAGAUUCCUCUGACCAACUCGAUAAUGGUGAGACUAUUGCGCGAAGGGUUCAGGAUGCGACGGGCAGGCAAGGAGAAGACCGCGGGGACUGUGGCGGGGGAGUCAUAGACAGCAUUUUAUCGACCUGAGAGACUCGAAAGUCGAGAUACAGGGGGACCGUCAGUGAGGAGGUUCAAAACUGGGAGAUAACUUAAUUAUUGAAACCUCAACCUUCCAUUACCUGCGUUUUAAGUCACUGCGGAGACCGAGGUCUUUAUUCAACAUGAACCUCCAUGAGCGAGGAAGUCGGUGAAGGCAGUCAGUUUGCCCGGAUAACCUUGAAGCGGCUGGGUAGAGGCAAAGGAACGCAGAGUCACAGUCCGUUCUACCAACAUGAGAUCAGUGAGAUAUUAUAUUUCU